Molecule: messenger RNA, 2625 nt
Organism: Exophiala dermatitidis NIH/UT8656
Lineage: Eukaryota; Fungi; Ascomycota; Eurotiomycetes; Chaetothyriales; Herpotrichiellaceae
Exons: 2
Coding region: 209-1105 (298 amino acids)
Source: RefSeq, a predicted model, not a curated record
GGGGUACGCAGGAAUACAUAGGUAGCUUGUAGCACUGCGGAAAACCGACGGUUGAUGUGCUACGAUGGAUCGUAUGGACUCGAAGCACAACUUUGAUCUCGAACGGAAGAAGUCCGGCGGGUGACGUCCCUUAUUGCACCAUCAGCAUGUGAAUUAACCCACCCCCCUUCCCGGAGGCAUCGGCUGUCUGUUUGUCUCUGUGGUCUUGAUGCGAACUUUGGUCAGACUUGAGAUUGACAAUACAGACACAGCUCGCUGCAGUGACUUGCGGCCACACUCAGAGAUGGCAACUUCCGCUCCAAGGGUCCUGGUCCUGGGCGGCCAUGGGAAAGUCUCUCUUCUUCUGCAGCCGAUGUUGCUCGCAAAGAGUUGGCACGUCACCAGCCUGGUGCGGAAUCCCGAGCAUGAGGCCGAGAUCCUCGCUCUGGGAAAAGAUAAGCCCGGUAAAAUCGACGUGCUAGUGGAUAGUCUGGAAGAUGUCCAGGAACCAGCUCAAGCCCAACGGGUGCUGGACAAGGUCAACCCGGACAUUGUGGUGUGGUCUGCCGGUGCCGGCGGAAAAGGAGGCCCCUCCCGGACCCGGGCUGUUGACAUGAUUGCGGCCAAGGCGUACAUAAGUGCUUCGCUGGCAACACCCAGCAUUUCGAAGUUCCUCAUGGUUUCCUACAUCGCCUCUCGUCGAGGCUAUGCGCCCUGGUGGACGGACGAGGACAGAAAGGCGGCAGACCACGUCAAUCACAAUGUUCUUCCGCACUACUACCAGGCCAAAGUGGAGGCCGACGAGCACCUUGAGGCUUUGGCGAAGAAGCGCUGGGACAGUGGCGAUAGGAAGUUCCAAGCCAUCAACCUCCGACCGGGGACGUUGACGGAUGCGCCCGGAACACGCCGAGUUACUCUGGGCAAGACGCCUGCCCGCGGGAGUGUCCCUCGUGAAGAUGUGGCCGCUGUUGCCGCUGCCCUCCUGGCAAGAGACGACACACGGGGCUGGUUUGACUUGAUUGAGGGCGAGGUGCCAAUCGAGGAGGCCAUCGACCAGCUGGUGAAGAGUGGCUUUGAUGGGUUGGCCGGAGAAGACUUGGAACGCAUCCAUGCGAGGUCAACGUGAACAAAGGUAUCUACAGCCUCCGAAGCUGCACAAUGACAAUCGCCUGAACAGAUACCGGAGGGCGCCAUUGCCGGAUUGAAAUACUAGUAUAGGUAUUUACUAAUAGUAAUGGGUAUGUAGCCGGGACAGGUCAUGGAAUCUCAGCCUUGCCAGUCGUCGCCAAUUCGAACAGCAACAGCAAAUUCUUGUCGCGGUCAUGUCGCUGUCUCCGUGAUGGACGUCGUUAUUAAUCUUACUAUCGCUUUGUCAAUAUGCUUCCCCGCCUACUAGUAGUAUUGGAGGUAGUCAGCUACCUGCUUUGGUAGGUUCCCUGGUACUGCUUCCGAGUUUGCCAUGCUUGUUUUAUCUGGCAUGCCAUUGCUCAGGCCAGGUCUGGAAGUAGAGGCUGGAACGACUGCUUGAGAGCACCUUCAGCUUCCUACGGACACACGCUUGCUCAGACCACGCUGCCUGAUUCUGGACGGCUAUCGAUGCUGGUUCAUUCUCCCCUUCAAAAUGCAUGCUCAUCGAAGGGCCCUGUCGCCGCCCAUGCUGGUUGAAAACAGGUCGUGGAUGCGCGCCAGUGUCCUCUUCAACUCGGCGGGCGCCCUUUGCCUCCUGAACCAGCCUUGCCUUUGGCUUUCGUUUCGACGUCGCUGUUAACGCCACUAUCUGUCCCUGCAGUCCGCUUCUUGGCUCUCAGUGUCUGGCCUUGUCCCUGGAACCGUGGCUUCACCUCAUCAGGCGGCACAGGCUCACCAUUUUCAUUCCGCUUCCGCAAGGGCUUGAUCUCGAAGCCAAAAAAGAGCUUGUUCGGUGGUAGCCGGAGUGGCUGGGGUCCAUUACCGCGACGCGGGAGUGCCGCUGCCGGAGCAUUAGUGGACGCACCUGCAACAGGGGUAGAAGCAUUCGGUGUUGGGGCUUUGGAGCCCUUCUUGGAAUUGAGUUUGUGCCCGCCAUAAAGGAAGUUCGAUGAAACCGCCCGCGCGCCGGCCUCGGCAGUCGUUGAUGAAGGCGCAAUGCUUGCGUAGUUGAUCGACUGGGCCAUUGUUCCUUGAAAGUGGAUGGGGCCUCCAUGAGGCUUUCCAACACCGCUUCUUGGGGUGCUGGUGCCACUCGUCCGCUCUGGGGGGACAUAACCGACUGGCGGCGCGAAAUCGACUUCCAGAUCCGUUUCCAUUGUCACAAUGGCAUGCGACUCCGUGUCCGGUCUAAUCUCCAGCACAGCAAUAUCGUACGUUUGAUCAUUGUAUUCAAAGGUAAAAACGUCGCCUUUGGUGAGACAGGAGAAAUUUCGGAAGGCGUUUUCGAGUACAGCUCUGGGGUCGGAAAUGUCUAGGAAAGCGGGUGACUGAGGUUGUAGUUUGAUAAACUUUCCGGGUGGCAGGUCGGUCGAUUUGAUCUGUACAAGAUCUCCCGGGUCGAGCUCGAGAGUUCUCAUUAACUGCGCCCAAGUCAUCAGCAAGGUCCGCGGGGCAACGGCCAGAGGCAUACCCAUUGCGGCAAGUAUAUUCUCCCUUCUUCUGCUAUGAAUUCCAGAA